Molecule: messenger RNA, 792 nt
Organism: Trichomonas vaginalis G3
Lineage: Eukaryota; Parabasalia; Trichomonadida; Trichomonadidae
Product: ribonuclease inhibitor domain-containing protein
Exons: 1
Coding region: 1-792 (263 amino acids)
Source: RefSeq, a predicted model, not a curated record
AUGAAAAAUUCAUUUGAGGAUUGUAUCAGUUUAGAGAAUGUGAGUAAUAUUAAUAACAUACUUGAAAGUUGUUUUCGUGGAUGUGUGAAAUUAUCUCGCGUGGAAAUUGCAGAUGAUGCAGCUAAAAUUGGAAUUAAAUCAUUCGAGAAUUGUAAUUCAUUAGAGAGUAUAAAAAUUCCUUCGUCUAUUAAAACUAUAUCAGAAUAUGCCUUUAUCAAUUGCAGAAACCUUAAAAUAAUCGAAUUCCAACAAAGAAACUCAUUAACAAAAAUAUCAAUCAACUCAUUUUUGGAGUGCAAUUCACUUCAAAGUAUAAAUAAUUUCGAAUCGGAUAACUAUAAAUGUAUUGAUAAUACUCUUUAUCUCAAAAAUGAAACUGGAGAAUAUCUAAUCUUUCAUGCAUUUAAGUCAUCUGAUAAGAUCCUAAGGAUUAAUUGCAGUGUUAUUUGUAGUUAUUCGUUCAAUGAGUGUAUAGCUAUCGAAAAAAUCAAUAUUCUUCCAAAUAGUGUUUCAUUGAUUGAAAAGUAUUCAUUCAAUAAAUGUUUUAAUCUUCAGCACAUCAACUUCCCUCUCUCAGUCCACAGUGUUGAGUCUCAUUCCUUCGUUGAAUGCCAUUCUAUUCGAUAUCCCCUUAUUAUAGAGAACACAUCUAAUGAUUACAUCAAAAUGAUCAUUGAAUCAGGAAUCUCUCCCCAUAUUAUUAUUUCUUGCCAGCCAACUGCCAAUCUUCAAGCGAUUAAACAACUAUUUAAUAAUUCUCCAAAUCUAUAUUGGAGAUAUCUUUCCAAAUAA